Molecule: messenger RNA, 2077 nt
Organism: Misgurnus anguillicaudatus (oriental weatherfish)
Lineage: Eukaryota; Metazoa; Chordata; Actinopteri; Cypriniformes; Cobitidae
Gene: bspry
Product: B-box and SPRY domain containing
Molecular function (GO): zinc ion binding; protein binding
Source: RefSeq, a predicted model, not a curated record
ACCCUAACCCUGCCCACACGAUAUAACGUCAUUUUUGUCAUAAUAAAACUCCUGACUCUCUGGGGCUGUGACAAACUGACAAUAUAGAUAUACUGACUAAUGACCACAGACAAUAUAGAGAGACUUGCGCACUCUCCAGUUCCUCAAACUUCCGUGUUACACACCUGCGAGGGCGACCGAAAGGCAGGGCUCUGAAACUGGAUACACCUGCGCCACAGGUAUUUUACAGUACACACAUCAGCGAAACUAGCCGGGUACACGCUGUUUAUUCUGCUUUGAAUAGUCAACAUCUUAUCUCGGUACCAUGAGCGCGGAAUAUAGACUUUGCGAACUGGAAACUGUGUCCUUGCAUGUCAGUGACCUGAAAUCUGACCCUGGACUGGACGACCCUCCAAAAGAAGUUGGAAAAACUUUAUUUGAAGACGGUGGGAUGUUUUCAUACACUAAUGGCACAGUAAACAGAGAAUCGUCGACAAAACCUGUACAGACAGUGAAGAACAAUGUCAGCGAUGCAAAUUCCCUAUCGGCUUUUGGAGAACCGAAAGUGUGUUCAGAUCAUGGAUGCGAACUGAAGUUAUAUUGUAGUACAGAAGGAAAGAUGAUCUGCUCUCAGUGUGUUUCGGACGGAUUUUGCCAGGGUCACGCGGUGACAGAACUGGUUACUCGGGCAGCUGCAGUAAGGAAUCAGUUGGUGGAUGUCUGUGAGAAGAUGCAGCUUCAAGCCCUGCGUAUUGAGCGAUUUAUCGACCGUACACUUACAGCACGAGAAAAAGCUGUACAAGUAGAUGCAAAUAGCGCGAGAGAGCGCGUGCUGUCUCAGGUGAAUGCAGUGCGUGAGGCUCUUGAGGAUGAAGAGCAGCAUCUCUUGGAGGCCAUACAACGUGAGGAGGAACGCGUUGAGCAAUGUCUUCUCACUCAGAGAGCACACUGGACACAGACUCUAGAGAAACUCUCAAACACACGCACCAGUCUAGUGCAUAAACUUACACACUCCACAGAUGUCAUGCUUGUGAAUGCUAAUCAGGAAAUAUAUGACAGGGUUGAGGAUGCAGAAGGUGUCGGUGAACCCAGAGACACUGAGCAACUGAGAAUGAAUAGUGAAUGUAGCAUCAGUAAACUUUUGGUGGGCUUAUGGGCCAGUGCCAUACUGCUUGGACCAUCUGCUCCUGGUUCAACAAAGCUACAGUUUGAAAGGCGAACAGUCAGCCCACUUCUCUCCCUCUCUGACGACCAGCGCACUUUAACAUUCCUGCCCAAACGUCAGCGUCAGACACCGCCCUAUGACCCAGCACGCUUCGACAGCUGGCCCAAUGCCCUCUGCUCCCCUCCCAUGUCCUCUGGCACUUACAGCUGGGUGGUCGACGUGGGCACAAGUGCCGCUUUUAAAGUGGGUGUAUGUUGCGCUAGCAUGGAACGCAAGGGGUCCGGCAAUGAUGCCCGGCUGGGCUACAACGCGAAAUCAUGGGUGCUUUCACAUUAUGAUGGAGACCUUUCCUUCUGCCAUAAUGGAUGUAAUGUGGGUAUAUCUGUGGUUAAGAAGCUCAAGAGAGUAGGUCUGCUGCUGGACUGGCCCGGUCAGAUGCUGCUGUUCUAUGAUCCUGAAUCUAUGUCUGUGCUACAUGUAGUCAAACAUGCUUUCAGCGAGCCGCUGCUGGCCGCAUGCGCUGUAGCUGAUCAGAGUGUCUCUCUAGUCAACUUAAAAAGAGUGAAGGAAUGAACGUUUUUCUGAUACAGAAUCAUUUGAAGUGUAAUUUUUAAAUAUUGUUUUACAUAAUUUGUGCCAUUGAGGAUCAAUGAUCAUCACAUAAGAAAAGUGUGAUUCUCUCAGUAAUAUUGUUUAGUUUGAAGAAGGAAAUUUUUGGACAGACUAUGUAACAGUGACUAUUUAUAUAUAUUUUUAAGUUAUUGAACAAUAAUCCACUCUCUCUUUUAGAGCUGUAUAUAUGUUAAAUUAGUGCAAUUAUUGUUGACUUUUUGUAUUUAUUUUCCACAUCACAAAUAUCUGUGAUAGAACACAGCAUGCCUGUAUUUGAAAUUUGAAUAAUAAAAUGGUUCUGCCUACCUGAUCAUGUUUAAA